UCCUUCAGAGUGUGAGGGGGACGGGCUUCCCAGUGGUUACAGCUCUAGGGACUCCAUCCUCAGAGCCAGCACAGAGAGGGACUGGAAAAGACGAAAACGGGGGCAACUAAGGCGGCUUAACAGCUGCAGCAACUCCAGCGCUGAGGCUGGCAGAGAGAAGCAGCAGCCAACGUUUGGACUGAGUGGAGGUGUAGCCAUGCGCUGCUCCACCCUGCUCGCCAUCUUGACGGGGGUUCUUCUUUACUUGGUGCUGGGAGCUGUGGUGUUCCGUGCCCUGGAGGCUCCGCAGGAGGAGGGCGUGCACAUGAAGCUGCAGGACACACGCCGGGACUUCCUGCUGAACUUCUCCUGUGUCGACUCAGACAAGCUGGAGGUUCUCAUAGAGGAGGUGGUGGAGGCCACUGGAGCAGGUGUGGAUCCCAUAAGCAACGCUACAUUUGUCAGCAAAUGGGAUCUGGCCAGUGCCUUUUUUUUCUCAGGGACCAUCAUCACAACCAUCGGUUGGUGUCCAAAAUGGCGAGUUAGUCCCACCAUCGUGCGUGUGAUCUCAGCUGUCCUGUCCAUCCUGUUGGGUUGUGUGCUUUUUGUUGCGCUGCCAAUCUUCAUUUUUCAAGAGGUGGAGGAGUGGACCCUGCUGGAAUCAGCCUACUUCGUCGUUAUCACCUUGACCACAGUGGGGUUUGGAGACUAUGUUGCAGGGGAUUCGGGAAUGGAAGGCAGCGACCACUGGUACAAACCCUUGGUGUGGUUCUGGAUCUUGUUGGGGCUUGCAUACUUUGCAUCUAUCCUCACAAUGAUUGGUAACUGGCUCCGGGUUCUUUCAAAGAAGACCAGGGCUGAGAUGGAGGAGUUGCGAGCCCACGCCACUGACUGGACUCAGAACAUCCAAAAUAUGUCGGUGGACUUUCGCAUGCCAGGAAAAAUUGAUGACCCCUUUAAACGGCGUAGGAGAAAGCGCCGCCACGGCCCUCGAAGCCAUGGUCACAGUGUAUCAGCUAACGGGGUGCCUGAGGGGCAAGAAGAGCAGCGUGAGAGUCAGGAAGAGUCUGGGUCAUAUUCUUCUUCAUCAUCGUCCUCCUCUAAUGAGUCAGGGUCUGGAUCGGAGACAGAUUCUCAGGCCACUCAGACGGAGCGAGUCCCAGAAGAAAAGCCUGCAGAACCCAAACAGGAGGAGGCUCCUCCUGACCCCCACAUGUCCCAGCCUCUGGACUACUUUGGUGAAAACCUUGCAUUUAUUGACGAGUCCUCGGAUACUCAGAGCGUCAAACUACAUUUGGAUCCCCUGCUAAAUCCAACAAAGCCCGAUCCCCGUCAGCCAAAAAGGAGACGCCACAGAAGGCCAGUUCCUCAGAGGAACCACAAAAACAACAGCCCCAACAGCACUAACAAGAAGGAACCCAAUAGAAACCCCAGAUCCGUUCCAGAUUUGCCACCCAAGCCUUGUGAAUGAUAGCAAAUGUAUUGAGUCUCGUUUGACAGAGAAGUUUUAAUUGUAGAAUAUAUAGUGCCUGCAUACAGACAUUCAAGAUAAAAACAAGAUGUCGAAGCCUUAGCCACGUGUGGUUUUGCAUUUAAUGUUCUUAGCAUGUGAGUGUUUAUGCCUCCCUUAAAGGUGAUGAAGAGAUUUUCAUGCCAGUGUUCCCUUUACUUGCUGAGGAGUUACUGCUCUCUAGUGGGCCAGGACUGAAGUGCAGUACGACUCUGUGAACAUGCUUUAUGGUAGUCACGAUAAACUUUAUACACCAGUGUGCUGAAGUGAGGCUUCUCUGAUCUGUGACAGUAACUACUGAAUCCCUCCAACAAAUAAACAGGUACUCGAGGUCCUCUUGUACAUUUUUGGUAUGUAUUGAAAUCUUUUUUAAAUCCUGUAAACUGCAUUAUAUUUAGAUUUUCAUGGCCAAAUGCAUUGAAUUCUAUUGCACUACGUACAUCUGCCUAAUAAAGUUGUUUUUAAUAAAA
Messenger RNA from Neolamprologus brichardi, 1959 nucleotides. Lineage: Eukaryota; Metazoa; Chordata; Actinopteri; Cichliformes; Cichlidae. The record is from RefSeq and is a predicted model, not a curated record.